Anarrhichthys ocellatus (wolf-eel) is the source of this 3060-nucleotide messenger RNA. It is a transcript of the gene epn2, whose product is annotated as epsin 2. The coding region runs from base 492 to 2183 and encodes 563 amino acids. The record is from RefSeq and is a predicted model, not a curated record. The transcript is spliced from 10 exons. Gene Ontology annotation, molecular function: clathrin binding; phospholipid binding. Gene Ontology annotation, biological process: endocytosis. Gene Ontology annotation, cellular component: endosome; clathrin vesicle coat; plasma membrane. Lineage: Eukaryota; Metazoa; Chordata; Actinopteri; Perciformes; Anarhichadidae.
GAGGAGGAGAUACGUGUAGCCUGGCUCCUGGCUUAGCAUUAGCAACACUUAGCUAUAGGCGGAGGCGCAACAAGCUCCCUGAACGCCAAAAAAUAAGUACUCUUGUCUUGAUUUGUCCCCCCCUUGGAAAACUCGUGUAUGUGUUUGUACCGCUGGAUUAACAGUUGAACCCGACGUAACGUUAGCCCGAAAGAUAUGGUGAUGGCGCGGUCAUGUGUGCAGCCAGCACUGUGUGUGUGGAGAUGGUUUUAACAGACGCCGUUCUGGAGGACUCAGGAACACUGCACUGGCCUGGAGAAGCCUCAUAAACAAGCACACACACACCUGUACACUAGAAGAUUUACACACACACACUCCGCCACCGCCGUGGAACAGGGACACGGGCGCACAUAGCACAAGCUUCCCCUGAAGCACACACACAUUCACACCCUCUGUGUGUGUCAGCCUCUCCACCCAAAACGUCCUAGCUCUGCUCCAUCCUCACCGCCACCAUGCCGAGCUCCACCAUCCGCCGGCAGAUGAAGAACAUGGUGAACAACUACUCCGACGCCGAGAAGAAAGUCCGGGAGGCCACCUCCAACGACCCGUGGGGCCCGUCGUCCUCGCUCAUGUCCGAGAUCGCCGACCUCACCUACAACGUGGUCGCCUUCAGCGAGAUCAUGAGCAUGAUCUGGAAGCGGCUCAAUGACCACGGCAAGAACUGGCGCCACGUCUACAAGGCCCUCACGCUGCUCGACUACCUGAUCAAGACGGGCUCAGAGCGCGUGGCGCUGCAGUGCAAGGAGAACAUCUUCGCCAUCCAGACCCUGAAGGACUUCCAGUACAUCGACCGGGACGGCAAAGACCAGGGCAUCAACGUCCGGGAGAAGAGCAAGCAGCUGGUGGUCCUCCUCAAAGACGAGGAGCGCCUCAAAGGAGAGCGGUCUCAGGCGUUGAAGACCAAAGAGCGAAUGGCCCAGGUGUCCACAGGGAGCAGUCAGAUGGGUUUUGGCCGAGGCUCGUCUCAGCCCAACCUCUCCACCUCCUACAGCGAAGAGUACGGCAGGUCGGAGGGCUCACCCGCCUCCUACCACGGCUCCACGUCUCCCAACGCGGGCUCAGAACUGGAGCAGGCCAGACCCCAGACCAGCGGAGAGGAGGAGCUGCAGCUGCAGCUGGCUCUGGCCAUGAGCCGAGAGGCGGCAGAUCAGGAGGACCGCAUACGCAGAGGGGACGACCUGCGACUACAGAUGGCCUUGGAGGAGAGUAAGAAAGGAGGUCCAGAAUCAGCAAAACUGGCCAAGAAGAAGAGAGAGCCUCAGUCCUCUCUGAUGGAUCUGAUGAACGUCCCAGAGCCUGGUGCCACUGCUGACCCCUGGAGCGCGGGGGCCGGAGCCGGGGCCGCCGCCGCCACCGCACCAAAGGACCCCUGGCAGUCUUACGGGUCUGCACCUAAGCCAGCAGCCCCAGUGGACCCGUGGGGGGCCACUCCUUCUGUCCCGCCCAUGAAGAGCAGUGAUCCCUGGGCAUCCAACUCCACUCCUGCCGCCGACCCCUGGGGCUCCGCAGCCACCCGCCCUAAGACUUCCAACCCAGGUAGCUUUGACCUGUUCAAUGCAUCCAACGGUACGUCUAAAGAGGACUUCUCAGAGUUUGACAGCCUGCGCUCUUCCUCCUCUGUCCCCACUGGCGACGGGGGCGUGGCCAGUCUCACCAGCAGCGGCAGCCUGGACCUCUUCGACCCGCUGCCCAGCUCCAUGUCCAUGUCCGGCAUUACGAACCCGACCAGAAAGACUCCAGAGUCCUUCCUGGGUCCCAAUGCGGCUCUGGUCAAUCUGGACUCUCUGGUGACCAAACCAGCCCAGCCGCCGCCCGUCGUCAACCCGUUCUUAGCUUCAACAGGCGGCUCUACUCCGGCUCCAGCAGCCCACGCCAACCCCUUCCAAGUGACCCAGCCAGCACCCCCCACCCUCAACCAGAUGCGGGUCAGCCCCAUGCCCUCCGGCUUCGGCUUGGUGGAGCCCGUCUCCUCGGUGCCAGCUCAGCCCGUUGCGGGCAUGGCCCGCGUGAUGCCCGGAAUGGGGAUCGGAGGCGUUGGGAUGAAUACGAUCCCGUCCUCCAUGUCCAUCCCACAGCCCCUGAUGAGUAUGCCAGCCCAGGCCGGGGCGCAGCCCGGCGGAACCACCAACCCUUUCCUUUUGUGAGGGGGGGGUGAUGGGGGGACGACUUGCCCCAGAGUAACCCCUCCUCCCCCCCCUCUCUCUGUGUCUCUGUUUCACUUUGGCUCCUUAAGAAGCUUCGAAAUGAACAAGGAGAUGUCUUAUCCCAUUUAUCCCUUCAUAACCAACUCAAAGCCAGGUCGUAGUCCCAGCCUGACCCCCACACCUUAACACACUCCUCUACUCCUCCCUCCCCCGUCUCUUUGUGUCAGUGCUCCAAGCUGCCUAGUCCCGUGUGUUCCAUACUGAUGUCUUCAGACUCAGAGUAGCCGUGGUGUUUACAGGUUUUUCCACAGAGGUGGGACAGGAGCCAGUCCCCCCCCUUGUCCUCUUGUGUUCACUCACCUCCUCCUCCCUUAGGACUGCUCUUUUUCUUCUUCUUCUGUGGUGGAGUGAUGAGACAGUCCUGACCAUACUAACGCCAGGAUCUUAUCUCUUCACUAGAGCUAAUCUUUUAUAAGCCCUGUCAGCCGGUGUGUGUGUGUCUGUGUGUGUGUGUGUGUGUCUAUGUGUGCACAUCUCAGUACUUUUACACUGUGUAUAUUCCAGUGGGUUUUACUUAUACACACUGGAGUAUGGAUGAGCGAUGGUCAGGUGUCUGUGUGUGUGUGUGUGUGUGUGUGUGUGUGGGUGUGUGUGUGUGUGUGGGUGUGUGUGUGUGUGUGGGUGUGUGUGUGGGUGUGUGUGUGUGUGUGUGUGUGUGUGUGUGUGUGUUACUAAGCAGGGAUUUUGCACAACUUUUUUUUCGUCUUCUGUCUGCGACUGUUGGGCUCACCGUUACACCUUAGCUAAGGGAGGGAGGCUCACACCACACACUGCCUCGUCUUUAGGUACCACUCAGUCACAACUCUCGUCUGGUCAC